Molecule: messenger RNA, 1287 nt
Organism: Anastrepha obliqua
Lineage: Eukaryota; Metazoa; Arthropoda; Insecta; Diptera; Tephritidae
Product: hepatic leukemia factor
Exons: 1
Coding region: 17-730 (237 amino acids)
Biological process (GO): regulation of transcription by RNA polymerase II
Cellular component (GO): nucleus
Molecular function (GO): DNA-binding transcription factor activity, RNA polymerase II-specific; RNA polymerase II cis-regulatory region sequence-specific DNA binding
Source: RefSeq, a predicted model, not a curated record
ACAAGGCUACUACAAUAUGACAAAGAGCGGUAGCGAACCGUCAGCUAUUAUUCGCAGUGGUGAAAAUGUUUCCUCCAUUCCACCCGAGUCUCCGCUACUGGAUAUAAUCGAGCCAUCAUCGAUAGCUGACACCACGGAUUCCCUUGAUGUAGAAACUCACAUAGAUAAAUAUGAUGGUAAUGAACAGUCCUUAGGUUUAACAACUACAAACGAUAACGAAAAAUCGAAUCUGCCAACAAGUGGAACACUGUGCAACAAUGCGACACUCCCCAUUCCGUUACCUACUCUUGGCAUCUUACCUAUUAACGGAGCCGCUUUACCACCAAGUAAGCCAACUUUACCUGCCUUUGAGUAUAUUUCUCCGACAAACCAUUCGCUCAGCAUCGGAGACUUUCCACUUAUGGAACUGAAUAGAGUGGGCGUGUUUCCUGCAUUCCUACAUCGACGCUCGCGCGGUGAAAAACGUCCUAUUCCAGACGAGCAAAAAGAUGAGAAGUAUUAUGAACGGCGUAAACGAAACAAUGAAGCGGCAAAGAAAUCACGAGAUGCGCGAAAAAUACGUGAAGAUCGUAUUGCUUUCAGGGCAGCGCUUCUCGAACAAGAGAAUUCUAUUUUACGAGCUCAAGUCAUGGCGUUGCGCGAUGAACUGCAAACUAUGCGCCGACUGAUCGGUUCAGGCACAACAGCCUCUGUUUUAGGAGCUAGCAGCAGAGGAGUAAUUGCGUUAUAAGGAUGUCCUAAAUGGGACAUUUCAUUAAUUGUAAAUAACAUAUAGAUUUUAUUAAAAUGUUGUUAAACGAAUAUAUAUAUGAGCAUAUGUAUGUAAGUUACUAUUCCAACUUUUUACGCUAGAAAAAAAAUGUGUCUCUACGAGCACUCGAAUGGGAAAGAAAUCGUACCCAAGUGGUUGUUUGCGUGGUGAAAUAAGCUGGAUGAGUUCAGAUCGCUGAUGGCCAAAGCUUAAAACUCAGUUAGUCUAGACUUAAUUUAUGUAACUUAACUUGACUUAAUAUUUUGCCCAACUUGUUUUACGGAAAGCUGAGCUAGUGGUUAGUUAAAACUCAAUUUAGCUUGAGAAACUUAAGCAGCUGUAAAAUAUAUAACAGGAUGCGAAACUAUUUCAUUUUGGUGAGAGUGCGCCCAGGAACUCGUUUUAAUACUGCUGAUAGUCGAAAUGGCAGGCUGCCAGCCAAAAUAACUGACGAAAGCAGUUCGUUUUUACCUUAAUGGUUAAAAGUUGCGAUUUAAAUAUUUAUAAUUGCAUAUUUAUUUUAUAAUAAAUUCAUU